CUUAGUCAGGAAUCAAUGAUGAGGAAUUAUACAGCACUAACAACGUUCAUCUUGCUGGGACUAACGGAUGAUCCAAAUCUACAGAUAUUCCUAUUUAUUUUUUUGUUUCUAACCUACUUGUUGUGUAUUUUUGGGAACCUGGCCAUCAUCAUUCUCACCUUGGUGGAUUCUCACCUCCAAACACCCAUGUACUUUUUCCUCCGGAAUUUCUCUGUGCUGGAGUUCUCUUUUACAGCUUUCUGCAUUCCCAGAUUCCUGUACGCAAUGGCAACUGGGGACAAUACUAUAAGCUAUAAUGCAUGCUUCACUCAACUGUUUUUUGUUUUCUUCUUCAGUGUAACUGAGUUCCUUCUCCUGACAGCCAUGUCCUAUGACCGCUAUGUGGCCAUCUGCAAACCCCUGCAUUACAUGACCAUCAUGAGCAACAGAGUCUGCAUCAGGAUCCUCAUGGGGUGUGUCAUGCUUACUCUAAUCAUCAUCACCCCACCAUUUACUCUGGUCUUUGAUCUCGAGUUUUGUGACUCUAACAUCAUAGAUCACUUUGCCUGUGACGUAGGGCCCAUGCUGAAGAUCACCUGCAAUGACACAGAGUUUUUGGAGCACUUUGUCUUCAUCUUGGCUGUACUGACGCUUCUGUUCACAUUAGGGUGUGUGACUACAUCCUACACACACAUCAUCAGGACCAUUCUCAGAUUCCCUUCUGCUCAGCAGAGGACAAAAGCUUUUUCCACUUGUUCAUCUCAUAUAAUUGUGGUUUCUAUCACUUAUGGAAGCUGUAUCUUCAUGUACAUUAAGCCAUCUGAAAAAGAAGACGUGGCUAUGAAUAAGGUGGUGGCAUUGCUCAUAACCUCAGUUACUCCAGUGAUGAAUCCCUUCAUUUACACCCUGAGGAACAAGCAGGUGAUACAAGCUUUCAAAGACAUGACCAAAAGGAUUGCAGCCAUCUCAAAGAAUUAA
Lepus europaeus (European hare) is the source of this 957-nucleotide messenger RNA. RefSeq names its product olfactory receptor 6C2-like. The record is from RefSeq and is a predicted model, not a curated record. Gene Ontology annotation, biological process: G protein-coupled receptor signaling pathway. Gene Ontology annotation, cellular component: membrane. Gene Ontology annotation, molecular function: olfactory receptor activity; G protein-coupled receptor activity. The coding region runs from base 16 to 957 and encodes 313 amino acids. The transcript has a single exon. Lineage: Eukaryota; Metazoa; Chordata; Mammalia; Lagomorpha; Leporidae.